AUGCCGUCUCAUUUACUUAUAAGAUAUAAAACUUCUGUAGUUAAGGGCACACCAUUAUCGUCAAAUAGGACUUACCUUCAUGAGCUUAUUGUAGAAAAUAAAUCAAAAGAAUUUCAACGCCGAUUUUGUGGCACUGUUUGGCUUGAUGAUGGAGAUUAUUCAAAUAAAUCUUUCAAUUCAUUUAAAGACUUUCUUAAUAAGAUCUGA
Clunio marinus is the source of this 207-nucleotide messenger RNA. The record is from the annotation of a GenBank genome assembly. Lineage: Eukaryota; Metazoa; Arthropoda; Insecta; Diptera; Chironomidae.